CUGACUUACAUUUCACGGGAGACUACUGACGCGAAUCCUGUCCUGCCUUUCUCUUUCUUCAGUUUCCCCGCACCUCUCCGUGCAUCUGUGACGUUGGCGUUCGACCCUCUUCCCCAUGAGAUCUAACUGAACUCCUCCUCGUCCUCCUCCUCCUCCGUCAUUUAUCAUUUUCGUGUCGAAUUUAAUGCUCACCCAAGAGGAACAAUCCGCCUUUGUCCUUUUUGAAAUAACUCCCCUUCGCUUUUAACAGUUUGCCGGCCUUUUGUUUUCUCUUUUCUUGAAUCUUUUGAUUUUUGAGAGAGAGAGAGAGAGGAGAGAGAGGGGAGAUGACUGGAGGAGGAGAAGAAGGGACGACGUUGGAGUUCACUCCGACGUGGGUGGUCGCCGCCGUUUGCACGGUGAUCGUCGCCAUCUCCCUCGGGGUCGAGCGGUUGCUCCACUACACUGGCAAGUACCUCAAGAGAAAGGACCAGAAGCCUCUCUUCGAAGCCCUCCAGAAAGUGAAAGAAGAGCUUAUGUUGUUGGGGUUCAUAUCGCUGCUGUUGACGGUGUUCCAAAACCCGAUAUCCAAAAUGUGCGUGCCCGCGGACCUCGUGGAGCACAUGCUCCCUUGCAGCCGCAGCGACGCCCUGGAGGAAGGAGAGACCGCCUCCAACACCACCACCUCGCACUUUCAGCUUUCCUUCUCCAUGGCUCCGGGGAGAAUCAGGAGGCUCCUUACUGAGACGUCAACAGUGUCAUCCGCGGCCGCUUGUGCCGCGAAGAAUAAGGUGCCGUUGUUGUCAACUGAGGCAUUGCACCAUCUUCACAUCUUUAUCUUCGUUCUAGCAAUAGUCCAUGUGACUUUCUGUGCUCUCACCAUUCUGUUUGGAAGCAUGAGGAUACGUCAAUGGAAACACUGGGAGGAUUCUAUUGCUAAAGAUAAUUAUGAUAGUACACAAGCUAUAAACAAGGUCACACAUGUCCAUCAACAUGACUUUAUCAGGGAACAUUUUCUGGGUAUUGGUAGAAACUCAGCUCUUCUAGGUUGGUUGCAUUCAUUUUUCAAGCAAUUUGGUGGUGCUGUUACGAAGGCUGAUUACACUACACUGCGCCUUGGUUUUAUUACGAUGCAUUGCAAAAGUAACCCAAAGUUUAAUUUUCACAAAUACAUGAUACGUGCCCUGGAGGAUGAUUUCAAGAGAGUUGUGGGGAUAAGUUGGUAUCUGUGGAUAUUUGUGGUUGUGUUCUUGCUGCUGAAUGUCAAUGGCUGGCAUACAUACUUCUGGAUAGCAUUUCUUCCAUUCAUUCUUCUGCUGGCUGUGGGAACCAAGCUGGAGCAUGUUAUAACACAAUUGGCUCAUGAAGUUGCUGAAAAGCAUAGCGCAGUAGAAGGGGAUCUCGUUGUUCAACCAUCAGACGAACACUUUUGGUUUCAACGCCCCCGAAUAGUCCUCUACUUGAUCCAUUUUAUACUUUUCCAGAACGCUUUUGAGAUUGCAUUCUUCUUCUGGAUCUUGUUUCAAUAUGGCUUUGACUCCUGCAUAAUGGGACAAGUCCGUUACAUCAUUCCAAGGCUUAUUAUUGGUGUGUUCAUUCAGGUACUCUGCAGUUACAGCACUCUGCCCCUAUAUGCCAUAGUCACUCAGAUGGGAAGUACGUUCAAGAAGGCCAUAUUCGACGAUCACUUGCAGGUAGGCCUUGUCAAUUGGGCAGAGAAAGCGAGAAAAAGGAAGGGACUGAGAGCGGCGGCUGGGGAUGGCUCGGGCUCUGGCCAAGCGAGCUCUCAUGACGGUUCUACCAUUGGAGUUCAGCUGGGGAGAGUAUUCCGCAAGGCAUCUGCACCCGGGGAGACCCAACCCACGUCCGGUCCUGAAGGUUCUAAAUGAGUUCUCUAGCUAUAUUGCAGAUACUAAGUUGCUGGAUUAUCAUUUCGUAUAGCGGUAAGUAGUACUUUCAGAAGAUCAUAUACCCAGUUGUAUGAGGCCUGAGCGUUUGUCGGCGAUCGCUGGGGUUGCGUACUUCAAAAUUCAUGUCGAUGUAUAGUAUAUACCUGAAGAAGGAAUACUUUUGUCUUACUAUCUAUCUGACAGUGAUGUACAAGAUGAGCGGUUUGGGUUAGAAGGACAAGUAUAUAUUGUCAUUUUUCUUGUAAA
Eucalyptus grandis is the source of this 2135-nucleotide messenger RNA. Its product is annotated as MLO-like protein 1. The record is from RefSeq and is a predicted model, not a curated record. Gene Ontology annotation, cellular component: membrane. NCBI's taxonomy places the organism in Eukaryota, Viridiplantae, Streptophyta, Magnoliopsida, Myrtales, Myrtaceae. Gene Ontology annotation, biological process: defense response.